Drechmeria coniospora is the source of this 2163-nucleotide messenger RNA. RefSeq lists its product as uncharacterized. Bases 1 to 2163 code for a protein of 720 amino acids. Gene Ontology annotation, molecular function: protein binding. NCBI's taxonomy places the organism in Eukaryota, Fungi, Ascomycota, Sordariomycetes, Hypocreales, Ophiocordycipitaceae. The record is from RefSeq and is a predicted model, not a curated record. The transcript has 2 exons.
AUGUCCAGUCGAGCCACCUGCCUUGGGCGUCCCGAUGCCGCGCGCGUGGGUGCCUCUUGUCUCGCCUGCGCCGUCGUGCUCGCUCACCGGAUGGCAGUCUACACGUACGCUCCCGGCGCCGCCGAGAUAUGGCUGACUCCCGUCAUGGAGAGGACGUCGGCGGUGCCGCUCCAUCUCGGCCAGCUCUUCGUUUGGCUCGCCUCGACUCCGGCGAAUCCGACGGGCCACACGGCACUUUUCCAUUGGCGUCCUUUCGGCUUCGUCUUCCACGCCGCCUGCUGGGACAUGCUCGGAGCCGUGGCGCCGCCGGCGACUUUCGACCGCGAACUCGUCUUCGCCGUCUUGACCUCCUUUCCGCAGGCGCGAGGCUUGAUCCAGUUCGGCCACGGGUACGGCGGCUUGCACGACGAGCCGUUCUCGACCCAAGCUCGUGCCGAGCACGAGACGACGUCGGAUGGCCCCCUCGAGGAGAAGCCGUGGCCGGUGCCGGGACCGGAGCGGCACGAUCCGCACGUCGUGGCCGAAAUUCGUCGCAUCUUUUCGCUCCUGCGUGACCGAGAGCCUCGGCCGUCGCCGGCGUCCCGCACGCGCCUCCGUCUCGGAACCCAGACGGCCGGCCGCGACCCGUUUCGAAGCUUGCCCGACGAGGUGCUUCGGUGCCUCGUCCACGAACUGGCAUCCCCCGACGUCGUGAGCCUGCGGAGAGCAUCCCGUGCGCUUGCCGGCUUCGACCUCCCCGACAGCUUCUUCCACUCUCGUUUCCGUCGCGGACGAGAGCUCCAGCACGUCAUCGAAGCGCAACGCCCGGGCAUGCGGCGCAUGUUUCGAGGCCGUUGGAAGUCGAUAUACCUCGGUCUCAAGGCCCUGUCCCGGGAAGAUGGCAUGCGGAACAGGGCGAGGGUGUGGCGGAUCCUCGGCUGGUGGUGCGACGUCCUGGCGCAGAUACGCGACCGACACCCCGGCGACAGCUGCAUCGCCGUCGGCGACGCCGUCGACGACGCCGACGUCGACGGGUCCGACGUCGAAUGGGUGGCGGCCGAUCACGUGGUUGAGCUACGCGCCCUUCCGUGCGGCCAGGGCGUGAAGCCUUGCAACAUCAGCCUUUUCCAUCUCGAGGCCGAGUUCGUCUCCGCCCACGUCUCCGUGGUUCGCAUUUCCGGUCGGUGCUGGGUCAGCGGUGUUUGCUUCGAAACGGCCGACGGCUACAUCCAUCCGAUCCAUACGAUGGGGCAUCUCCACCCAAGCCAAAGCCAUCGCCUCGACGCCGGCCCGGACAAAGACGCCCAGCCGGAAGGGUUCCUCGUGGCGCACGACGGCCUCGGCGUGCGCGGCAUCGCCAUCCUCUACGACUCGGGUCAUCAAUCCAACUGGGUUGGCGACCACGCAGGCGUGCCCGUGAGGAAGCUCGUGCUGCCCCGUCGGGACGGCCGCGAGGCGCGGCCCCUUUGCUGGUUCCGAGGCGCCUUCGACGGGCUGAAGAUGAUUUCUCUGGCGAUAUCGGACGGGCACAAGGCCGGCCCGCGCAGGGACACCUCUCGGACGGAGCUGGGACCGUCUCGGGACAAUGCCAGCUGGUUUCCCAGGAUGCCGCCCCCCAACGUGUCGUUUGAAGGAAUAGACCUGCGGGAUUUGCACUCGUCGCCCGGCGGCCAGGGUCGGACGCCGUUCUGCAUCAUCAUGUUCCGUGAGCUGUCCGGCUCGGGCCCGGGCUCGAGGCUCAGGAUCGAAGCACACCAUGGUCGUGGCGGGGCGAUCGUCGGCCUCUCCGUCGCCUUCGUCUCGCCCGCCGGCAGCCACGCACCGGAGACGAUGGGCUCCCGGGAAGCACCGGAGGCGUCGGGCUCCCGGGAAGUACCGGAGGCGUCGGGCUCGCCCGCCGAAUGGUACGACGACGAGGGGCACUCGAGGAGAACGAGCUUCUUCGACGUGCACCACGCGCGCGGCGAGGCUUUGGUGGGCCUCGACACGAGAUACAGCGGCACCGUCGGCCUCGAAGGCUUUCAGGUGAGAAAUCGCCACGGCGCGGCGGCGGGAGGAGCACAUGCUGAGAGGCUAAUCGACAGCUUCUCACGAAUUUUGGCCGCAGGCAAGCCUUUGGGUACUUGGCCAAGGCGCCCGGGCCAGAGGGAAUGCACCGUCGUCCGAACCGACGGGUUCGCGUGA